Molecule: messenger RNA, 608 nt
Organism: Octopus sinensis (East Asian common octopus)
Lineage: Eukaryota; Metazoa; Mollusca; Cephalopoda; Octopoda; Octopodidae
Product: calpain-2 catalytic subunit-like
Exons: 2
Coding region: 138-443 (101 amino acids)
Biological process (GO): proteolysis
Cellular component (GO): cytoplasm
Molecular function (GO): calcium-dependent cysteine-type endopeptidase activity
Source: RefSeq, a predicted model, not a curated record
AACUGUCCUGAAGAAAGGCUUCCAACUGGGUUGGUGACUGCCCACGCCUACAGUCUUACGGACGUGAAAGAGGUUGAGGGGUUGGGUAAUGGAAGGUCAAAACUAAAAGCGGGAAUGUUGUUCAGUUAUUGAGGAUUAUGAAUCCUUGGGGGUCUGUGGAGUGGAAGGGUCAUUGGAGUGAUCAUUCGAUGGAUUGGAAUCUUGUGGACAGUUCUGAGCGGAGAAAGCUUGGAAUUGAGUUCUCAGAAGAUGGAGAAUUUUGGAUGUCUUACAAAGAAUGGUUGGCCAAUUUUACCCGUGUUCAAAUAUGCCACUUGGGCCCAGACUCACUGACCAUGGAGGACUCGGCCAAGUUCUCGUGGAAGAGUUGGAAUGCCACAAUCGAACACUCUGCGUGGGUGAGGAGAGUGAAUGCCGGAGGAUGUCGAAAUUAUGCCAGUUGAGACACUUUUUUUAGUUUAGACACAUUUUGGACAAAUCCUCAAUAUUCUGUGUCUCUCACGGAAUCGGACAAUUCGUCGGGGGAUACUUCCACCAUGAUAGUCUCCCUUCUUCAAAAACAUGAUCGGAGUAGCAAAAAAUCACUUUUAAGCAUCGGAUAUUCCAUU